AAUUGACAAAAUUUCUUCAAUUAUUCAGAAUUACAUGGGAGAAAAAGGGGAAAUCACUUUCAGAAGUUUGGGUUUGAGUGUUGAGACCCAAAAGGCGCUUCGAAGCAGUGGUUUUCGCAAACCCACUGUUAUACAACAGAAAGCGUUGCCACCUGCUCUGCAAGGAAGAGAUGUUUUGGGGGCAGCUCAGACAGGUAGCGGGAAAACUCUGGCCUUUAUCAUCCCGCUACUUGAACUGCUUCGAAAAGAGCAAUUCCUGCCUUCACAUGGAUUGGGAGCCUUAGUUCUCACUCCUACCCGAGAAUUGGCAUACCAAAUCUUCGAAGUUCUCAGAAAUGUGGGAUGCAAUCACAAGUUCUCGGCUGCAUUGGUCAUUGGAGGCAAGGACUUGAAAUUCGAGACUGAACGAAUGGGCGAAAUGAACAUUUUAAUUUGCACUCCGGGUCGAUUGCUACACCAUAUGGACGAAAAUGUGCACCUCGACUGUUCAAAUUUACGAAUGUUAAUCAUUGACGAGGCGGACAAAAUUCUGGAGAUGGGCUUUAAAGACGCCGUAGACGGAAUAAUCGCCAACCUCCCACCUGACAGACAAACGCUUCUUUUCUCUGCGACACAGACACGCAAAGUGGAAGACCUCAGCAGACUAGCACUGAAAGAUCCAGAGUAUAUUUCGGCACAUGAGAGUCUUCCCAAUGCUACUCCGGACAGACUCACUGAACAGAUUUACUCUGUAGUCGAGAUAGGCGAUAAAUUAGAUGUGUUGCAUUCCUUUAUUCGCAAUCACCUCAAGUGCAAGAUUUUAGUGUUUUUGUCCACUUGCAAACAAGUUAAAUUUGUUCACGAGAGUUUCACAAAGAUGCAAUGUGGCGUGCCGUUGCUAUGUUUACACGGAGGCAAGCAUCAGUUGAAGCGAAUGGAAGUGUACGACAAGUUUUGCUCGAAGGAGUUUGUAGUCUUAUUCGCUACAGACAUCGCCUCCCGCGGUCUCGAUUUCCCGGAAGUAGACUGGGUGGUGCAAGUGGAUUGCCCAGAAGACGUUAAAACAUACAUACACAGGGUUGGGAGAACAGGGCGCUUUGGGGCCGAGAAAAGUGGGAGAGCAUUUUUAAUGCUGCAUCCCCAUGAACAACUGCCAUUCGUAAAUCAACUGAAGGAGGCCAAAGUCCCGAUCAUCCAAUCGGAUCUCGAUCAGAAUAUGAUUCACAGAAAGACGAGGACGGAGCACAAAUUAAGGUCUUUUAACGCGGAGUGUGUGGAAUUACACGAAACUGCCAAGCGAGCAUUCGUUGUUUACUGCAAAUUUGUCUACCUAUGCAAGAAUAAAGAUGUAUUUGAUAUCCAGAAAUUGGAUUUAGAAGGUUUCGCUAGAUCACUGGGCUUAAUCACAGUACCGCGACUAAGGUUCCUCCAGAAUUUAAACAUAAACGUUAAUGGCACCGGAAGAAGUUUAAUUGGUAACGAACAAAGUCACGAAAAACUUGAAGAUAACGAGGUAAGUUUACAGGCAGCGUUGAAGUCUAUCGACGAUAUUGACGAUCCCUUAAUCAAAAAAGAAAAUAAGACAAAACCAUCAAGAACUGUUUUUGAAGACGAAGAUCUCGAGAGUUUGAAUUUUGAUGAAAAAUCAGCGAAAACAAAGCCCUUAACUGCAGCCAAGAAAGCUAAGAUUUUGAAAAGGAAAAACAUUAAAGUCCACCAGCAUAUCAAGUAUGAAAGCGAUGAUGAUGAGCAAGUAAGCGCUGAUACUGGGCUGGGAGAAGCAGAGUCUAACUUAGAAACAUCUGAAGGAAUUAACAUCGAUGCUUUAAGAGAAAAAAUGAAAAGUAGAAACACUUCGGAUAAACUGAAAAAACGACAAAUCGUGAAGGAAAAGAUUCGCGAAAAAGAACAGAAGGAAAAAGGAGAGGAAGAUGGAAAAGAGCUUGGCGUGAAUCAGUUCAGGUUCGAUUUCAGAAAGAAUAGUGAAAGUAGCGACCAGGAAGACAAAGAUGAAGAGAGUAGUGUAUCUACCAAAAAGCGGAAAAUAGCCGCUAAAAGUGAGCCCAAAUCGGAUCUGUUCGAUUACGAGUCUUUAGCAAAGCAGGAAAAUCUUCUUUUGCAACUCAUGGACAAUUAAUUUUGGUGGAUUUCAAUGUUAAAAUAAAAAUGUUCAAUCAAAAACUUC
Symsagittifera roscoffensis is the source of this 2164-nucleotide messenger RNA. Its product is annotated as probable ATP-dependent RNA helicase DDX10. NCBI's taxonomy places the organism in Eukaryota, Metazoa, Xenacoelomorpha, Acoela, Convolutidae. Gene Ontology annotation, biological process: rRNA processing. Gene Ontology annotation, molecular function: nucleic acid binding; ATP binding; RNA helicase activity. The record is from RefSeq and is a predicted model, not a curated record. The transcript is spliced from 2 exons. Gene Ontology annotation, cellular component: nucleus. Bases 35 to 2116 code for a protein of 693 amino acids.